GCUUUGACACCCCCGGCCAAACUUCAAACACCUUCGCUCGGGUGCAGGAGCGAACCAACAACGACCUCACAUCACGACCACCCACGCUGCGGAACAGCGCGGAAACAUACACAAUGUCGCAAACUCAGCAGGUUGAGCGGAGUGGCUCUAUAUCGAGCCAGGAUCCCCACAACGAGGCGCAGAAGAAGACGAAGAGCAAGAGGCCGCCGAAUACCGCUUUCCGACAGCAGAGAUUGAAAGCAUGGCAACCCAUCCUCACCCCGAAAACGGUUCUACCCAUCUUCUUCAUCUUCGGAAUAAUAUUCGCACCCCUCGGAGGGCUUCUUAUAUACGCGAACAGUCUAGUUCAAGAGCUUUCCAUCGACUAUACCCGCUGUCACGAAAAGGCGCCCACAGUUGACGCCGAAUUUGUUCCCGAGAACGGCGAUCCCACCGAGGACAUGGGAGACGAGUUUGUGUCAGCGUCGUUCAAAGAUCCGAUGAGAGUCAAGCCCAGAUGGGGGAAAUAUAUAAAGAACCACACAUGGCACGGCGUCAGAACAAAUCCCACGCAACAUUGCGUCUUGGUAUUCGAUAUACCAACCAAUAUGGAGCCGCCUGUUCUCUUCUAUUACCGUCUGGACAACUUCUACCAAAACCACCGAAGAUAUGUAAAAUCUUUCGACAUGAAUCAACUGAAGGGCGACGCUGUUAGCUCGGCCGACAUCGAGUCCGGCGAGUGCGAUCCAUUGGGCAACAACUAUGGGAAGAUAAAUGGUCAUCCUGAUCCCGAUAACCGCCCAAUUUACCCCUGCGGCUUGAUUGCAAACUCCAUGUUCAACGAUAGUUAUACGAAUUUGGUUGCAUCCAAUGCCAGGAGGGAUGACAACAACAAUGCCAACGAGACAUACAACUUCACGCAAGAUGGCAUCAUCUGGAGCACCGAAGCCGAUCUGUAUGGUGAAACCAAAUACCAACCCAAGGACAUCAGGCCCCCUCCCAACUGGGUAGAUCAAUUCCCAGAAAAUACUGGUUAUGAUACCCUGGAACAUUCUCAACUUCCAAAUCUUCAUACCAAUCUAGCUUUUCAGGUAUGGAUGAGGACUGCAGGUUUGCCUUAUUUCAGCAAGCUGGCACAGCGCAACGACAAGGAUGUUUUGGAGAAGGGUACUUAUCGUCUUGAAAUCGUUGACAUCUUCCCAGUGUUAAAGUACGGUGGUACAAAGUCCAUUCUCAUCUCGACUCGAACAGUCAUGGGUGGGAAGAAUAUCUUCCUGGGCAUUGCCUACAUAGUAGUGGGCGGUCUCUGCAUAUUGCUCGGCACCAUCUUCACCCUCACCCACCUCGUCAAACCAAGAAAACUCGGUGAUCACACGUAUCUGUCCUGGAACAAUGAACCCAGUACGGCGACAACGACUGGACGGAGUGCUCGUCCGGGCGACGGGGCCUUAUAG
Periconia digitata is the source of this 1433-nucleotide messenger RNA. The record is from the annotation of a GenBank genome assembly. Lineage: Eukaryota; Fungi; Ascomycota; Dothideomycetes; Pleosporales; Periconiaceae.